Bombus huntii is the source of this 2680-nucleotide messenger RNA. RefSeq lists its product as uncharacterized. Bases 390 to 1289 code for a protein of 299 amino acids. The record is from RefSeq and is a predicted model, not a curated record. The transcript is spliced from 2 exons. Lineage: Eukaryota; Metazoa; Arthropoda; Insecta; Hymenoptera; Apidae.
UCGCGGAAACUAUUUGUUAUUAAUAAUAGAAAUAAUUGAAAUCGUGUAAAUUAGUUUAGAAAGUUGGAUAAAAUUAAGCAUGAACGAAAAGUGAAAAAAUCUUUUUAAGUACGAUAAUGCAAUGGAGUAGCGAUAUAAAUUUUUUAACGAUAUAUUUCAAUGAAUUAUGAUUAAAUGAUAUGAGAGAAAAUAUUAAUAGCGAAAUUCAAAUAAAAUUUGAAAAUUAUAUUGCAUAUGUUAAAUUUAGACUAUCGAUAGAUCGAUGUUUAACAUCCGCCAUUUUGCCGAUAGAUCGAUUGGUCAUUUAGCGUCUCUUAGAGUAAAUAAUAUGGUGGUGUUUUAGUAUAUUGUUUUAUAGGGAACAUUAUUUGUAAAUAUUUGUAGAUUCUAUGGAACAGCGGUAUAGUAUAAAUAAGAAUUUCAAAAUGAGAAAGUCUCCUCUAAGUACGCCAAGUGGCAGUAAAGAAAAACAGAGUUAUAAUUGGAAAUCAAAUGGCUAUAAAAAUAGGACAGGUUAUAGUUAUCAUAAAAGUGAUAGUUAUCAGUGUACUUCGUCAAAUAGUGGUCAAAGAUAUUCUGGAAAUGAUUUUAUUCCAUUAAAUAAUAGUACACCAAUACCAGAAUAUAAAAAGUUCAAUAAUAAUUGGCAUGGUUCUGGAGGUCAUAAUCAUCGUAAUUCAGGUAGUGGUGGAUUCAACCAUUACAGGAACAAUUAUCAUUCAACCCCAAAGUUAAAUUUCAAUAAUUCAUACUCUCCUUAUAAGCUCUCUGGUAAACAACUCUUCUAUGGUCAAAAAAAGAGUUUCCAAAAUGAUAAGCAUAGACAGAGCGACAUAUCAUGUUAUAUAGAUAUGAAAUCUUUUUUGGAAGAUCCUUGGGCAGAAUUAACAAAGAAGUUAACGAAAGAUAAAGAAACAAAUGGGAAUGAAUCACCUAAAGUUGAAUUGUCAUCAUCGUCGCAAUUAGCUUAUGUAGAUACUGAAUCGUAUUCUGAAUCUAAAUCUAUAUUAAGCAUUGACAAUUCUUGCUUUAGCCCAGAAUCCAAGAGUAAAUCUUCUAUAGAUGCAAAAUUGGGAUUGGAUGAUACAGAUAUUAGUAAUGUAUCAAGAACAGGGAGUUCAAUAGAUUUAAAACUUGACAGUGUUAGAUUUAGUCAAGAAUCAAAAAAUGACAGCGUUUGCAAUAAUAAUGAUGAUAGUGUUAAUGAAGGCAUUCUCAAUGAAAAUAAUGUUAAUAAUAUUAAUGAUAUUUGUUCAUCGAAGAUAAAUAUUAGUCAAGAUCUCAAAUAACAGUGACAAAGAAUAAAAUGCGCUUAAGAGGAAUAAUAAUUCUUUGGUUUGGUGCAUGAUACAUUUCAUAUUGUACAUAUGGAUGUAUAAUAUAACAAUUCAAUUAUAUAUAGAUAUUAUCUAAAUCUAUGAAACGUCAGUUUCAGAUUUUUUGAAUAAUAUUCUAGUAUAUAGUUAAAAAAAAAGAAGAAAUUAACGUUUUAGUAAUGUGAACUCUUUUUCCGGUUUGAAAAUAGGUCUAUCGCAGAAGCAUAUCUAUAUGCAAAAUACAAUGUAUUGAAAUUAUCUUUUAAAUUAUAUUUUCACAAAAAGGCUGUGAAAAAAAGAAUGAAUGUAGUUUAUGUGAAAAAAAAAUUAUACAUGUGCAAUUCUUUAGUGUAUACUAAAAAGGAAGUACAUAUGGGACAUGAGGGAACAUUAAACACCAAUUUCUCAGUAAUAGAUUAAGUCAGGAAGAACAUUCGAAGACAUAGCGAACAAGCUAGAGUAUGAAUUAGACUUGAUUGAUUUUAAAUUUACCAAAUCUAAGCAAUUAGUAAUUAUGUAAAAGAAUGCUUGCAUCGCUGAACAUUUUUGGAUGACGACUAUCAAUCGAUUUGAAUUUGUUGAGCCACAUAUAUGUCUAUUAGCACUUCUUCUCACAACAAAACCGAAAUAUAAAAAGGAUUAAGGAUGUUGUAACAUGCAUGUAGUAACUGCAGUGCAUUAUACAGAAAUGUAGAAAUAAAUAACCAUAAAUCAUGUGCAGACAUAUAUGACAGUGAUCUUAAAUCUUUAGUUAUGUCAAUAUAUGACAUAUAUGACAUUGAUCUUAAAUCUUUAGUUAUGUCAAUAUAUGACAUAUAUGACAUUGAUCUUAAAUCUUUAGUUAUGUCAAUAACAAUGAGUUUAUACAUAUUGUAUUAUUUUUAAUUUAAAACAUAAUCAGUCAUUUAUUUUUGUUAAAAUUCUUUAAGUAGCAAAUUAACAUACACUUUAAUUGCAUUUUGGAUUAAAGAGAACCUACUAACAUGAGAUAUAAAAAUAUGUAUAAAAUUAAAACAAUGAAGUGAUAGGGUAUUAAAUUUGUACAAUUGUUAUCAUACAAAAAGAAAAAUACACAAAAAAUUGCUUAUUUCUGUACUUUAUACAUUUUUAUAGCAUGUUUUAACGAGCAAUGAAGCAUAGAAGGUGACAAAGGUGUCCUAUAUGUUUGAUUAACAUGCUAACAUAAUGUACAAAUGAUGAUCUGGUACAAAAAUUUACAUAAUUUAAGAAAUUCCUGUUUAUUUCUCCAAAUUGUGAUUUUACAUGAUUGUGCAAAGGAGGUAAUUGAUGUCAAACAGAUUAAUUGUAUGAAUAAUCUGUAUAAGAGAAAAUUGUACAUAAAUAUACUUAAAUUAUAUAAAUAA